Messenger RNA from Anthonomus grandis grandis, 13547 nucleotides. Its product is annotated as probable E3 ubiquitin-protein ligase HERC1. The record is from RefSeq and is a predicted model, not a curated record. Bases 160 to 13437 code for a protein of 4425 amino acids. Gene Ontology annotation, molecular function: protein binding; ubiquitin-protein transferase activity. Lineage: Eukaryota; Metazoa; Arthropoda; Insecta; Coleoptera; Curculionidae. The transcript has 55 exons.
AGUAAAUUCCCACUGAAGUGAUAAAUAUAAACAAAAAUAAUUCAUAAAUUCAUUUGAUCGAGAGCUUUUGUGCAAAAUUAACGAAAGUGUGCCAGUAUCAAUGAUAAACGACAUGUCUCCAUAACACCGCGAUUAAUGACCUAAAUUAAAUAGAAGAAAAUGGAAAGUACCUCUAUGUAUAACAUAGAGCUAGAUUGGCAGGACAGCCAUAAUUCAGAGUGGGCUGUCAUAGAUCCAGAUAGUAUCGUUAACCAGGACACUGUCCCUUCAAUAUAUAACUUGUUGAUUCAAGCUAAGGAGGUUAGGGUCAUACCAACCAGUCCUCCCAGUCUUAAUGAUGUCCAAACCUUGCCAAGCUUUCAAUAUGAGGCUCCAACAGGUGCCGAGCUUAACACUUUCUUGAAUACUUUACUAACAAAUCAGCUUCAACUUGCAAAGGAAGUAUGCAUGUCCACCCAGUUCUCAGUUCUUUUAAAGAAACGCAUGAUUAUUUUAAAGCGAUUUUACCAUGCCAUAAUAUAUAUAGUAAAACAACAUGACAAGGAGAGAACCGAGAGUCAAGGGGCUGCCAGUAAAAAUGCUUUGGUUCCAAAUAAAUCUUCAAGAGACUAUUUACUUACAGGUAACCAAGCUCUACUAGAAAUGGGAGUCAGAACAGGCCUUAGUCUCUUGUUCUCCCUACUGCAGCAAAACUGGCAGGUGAGCGAAAUUUUAGGGAUUCCUUCCCUAUGCAAUUCUGUUCUUGAAACAACCAUGGACUUAAUAAAAGAAUUACCAGCGUUAUGCUUGUCAAAUGAUGCCCAAUUGAGCAGUUUGGGAAUCACCAGCUUGGAACAGGUGUCCGACUUUUUAAAAAAUUCGGUUUUACACGUGGCUUCUGCCGACACCAAAGGAAAAACCCUCGCGGCAGAAAUCCUGCUUGGCAUAGCGCUCCUAAGGGGCUCCCUAAGGUACCUACUGGAGUGGAUCGAUAUGGCUUUGGAGGCUUCUUGCAAGCAAAGCAUCGAGAGCGACUAUUUUUCGAAGGCGAUAAUACAACUGGAGGGAGUUAAACCCGUUCUAAAGUACCCCGAUUGGAAACAGGACCCUACAGACUCGAUUUCGAUGUAUCAAACCGCUUUGUAUUUAUUGGAGGUUUUAUCAUUCAUGGCUGUUAAUUGUGGUCGGUUUACAUCCUAUUAUAAUAUCGCAUCAGAAUUACGUAAAAUGUGUUUGAUUUUUUUAGGUCUCACCUAUUCAGAAUUGGAACAGUCUUUGACGUAUUCCCAAUUAAAUUCAUCGGAAGUGUACGUCUGGGGCAGCAAUUCCUCGCAUCAGUUGGCCGAGGGGCAGAACGAAAAAAUUCUGUUGCCAGUUAAAUCGAAGGUUUUUCAAGAAGUCCAAGAGAUUGAGGCCGGUCAAUAUUGUACCUUUAUAAUCCACAAAGAUGGUUUCGUAAGCGCAUGCGGAAAAGGUAGUUACGGUCGAUUAGGAUUGGGCGAAUCGUUAAACCACAGCACCCCGAAGAAAAUUUUACUGGACGGUUUCGUUAAGAAACUGUCCAGCUCAAGAGGUUCGGACGGUCAUACGCUGGCCCUAACGGAGGAAGGCCACGUGUACAGUUGGGGCGACGGAGACUACGGUAAACUGGGCCACGGCACUUGCGCCACCCAUAAGACACCAAGACGAAUUGGAGGACCAUUUAUAAUUGAAAAAGUUAUUUAUAUUCACGCUGGUUAUAGGCAUAGCGCGGCCAUUACCGAUGACGGACGGCUUUGGACUUGGGGUGAAGGUGACCAUGGACGGCUCGGUCAUGGGGAUUACACCACCCGACAAAUCCCCACCGUGGUUCCUGACAUCCAAGACGUGGGACAAGUCGCCUGCGGCAGUUCGCACACCUUGGCCGUAUCACGUGACGGUAGAGUAGUUUGGUCCUUCGGUAGUGGAGACAAUGGAAAGUUGGGACAUGGAGAAAUCGCCAAGGUGUGCAGACCCAAAGUAAUCGAAGGCCUACAGGGUCUGGUGGUGCAAAAAGUAUGCGCCGCCACUUCAUUCUCCCUCGCCCUGACCACCGCUGGCAAAGUGUACGCGUGGGGCAGCGGUCCCGUCUUAGGAAUGGGCACCGCAGACGCGAUCGCCCUCCAACCUCUUCUCAUCGAGGACCUUUUCGUUCAUAGGAUCGUCGAUAUUUCUGUUGGGGAUAAUCAUUGCUUGGCCUUAACCGAUGAACAUACUGUUUUUGCAUGGGGUACAAACACGAUGGGACAGUGCGGCCUGGGGCACAUCUCCAGCCCCAUAACGAAACCGUUAAAAGUCCCCGGCUUAGACUGUGCCAUGGUGAGACAAAUCAGCGCGGGCACGUCACAUUCUAUCGUUUGGACCACGCAGCCAUCCGGGGGCAGUCCGCAAAUGAUGCGUAACAAACCGUUUUGUUUGGACUUGAACGAGAAAACGUUUAAUUAUUUCAAAGUAUUUUUGGAGAAAUACACCGUGAGUUUCACGUAUGAACCUGACAAGCCGCCGCAACCCUUCAAAACUCAAGCGGAUCACUAUAAUUUUGUUUUGUUGUCCCUCAAACUGCUCUGCACCCACUUUCAUUUGUGCAUUGAGGGAAAUUUGGACACUGCCGUGCUAAAUAAGUACGCGACGGCUCUCAGGACCUCUUUGUUCAGAUUAGUAGAUCUGGAGGCUCCAGAAGACAUUCACAACCUCGCCAAAGAGGUGUUAAACAUCGGCGCGCCUCUACUGUUGCCUUUUUUGAACGAAAGAGUGGAAUUUCUGCAUCAACAUUUGAGCAGCGGUAACGCCUUAUCACAGGGCCAGCAAAUGCUUUUGACCAUCAUCUUGAGCAGCUUAGAAAACCCGAUGCAUAUCGCCUCCCUGUUGGGUUACACCACUGUAACUGAAAAGGGCAAAGAGCUUGAUGGGAAGAUGACCGCCACUUUGAUGCAUACUUUAAUCGAAUCUUUUACUAAAAAUACCGAAGAGACUUUGGAGUCGAUAUUGCAAUAUAUGGCUAUUACUACGCGGUUUAAGUGGCAGAGUCCUGGAAAUUUUAAGACUAUACAUUUACAGAGGUUGUUAUCUGCCCUGCAAAACCAUAUGUUGGCCAAUCACAUAAUUUCCAUACAAAACGAUGCUAAACCGUUGACGGAGGACGAUUUUUUGGUCAAACAUCUUUUAACUUUAUUCGAGUUUGCCAUAAAAGUACUGAAGAAAGCUGCUAAUAUUUUGGAUGAAUAUCCGAGUUCUCUAGAACUUUUGUACAACGUACUUCAAGACUCCAUAGCCGGGUCCAUGUUAUUUAAAAUCCUACAUUCCCUGCUUUUGAUGCCUGUAAAUUACGUUAAAGUGCUUUAUGCUCCUUUAUUGGACGUUUUGGAUGCCUUGGACAAGUUUAAUCAGAAUUUACCAGAGGAGUUACUAGUGGAAACAAACAAGGAUGGGUCAAGAUCGGAGACACCCACGCUAUCCCAACUAGCCGAACAAUCCUGGAUCUGGAUCGUCGAUAUGCAAAAAACGUGUUCUCUCCUCAUCGGCCGUUGCUUGGGCGGAAUGUUAAUCGGCGAAGCGCCCACUAAACAGGAAUUGCUGUGUCGCAAUUGGCUGUCCAGCGACUUAUUUUCCUCCGGAGUGGAGAACGAGGAUUUGGACGUGCAAUGCUUAAGCGAACUGUCUUACGUUACCGAUUGCGUGAACACUACUUUGGUGACAUUCGAAAAUUUACCGCAAGAGGUGCAAAACUUGUGCAAAAAAGCUUACGGGUUGCCCUAUUUGUAUGACGAGGCGUGCGCGGUUUCCAGCGAGGAUCGCGAGGAGGAACUGUUCGAUAAACUCGAGCAGAAUCACACGUUUAUGGACACUUUUGAGUAUAACGUCGGGGAUCGAGAGUUAUUCGAUCGGAUCACGAGAUGCUUUUUUUAUGCUCUGCUUAAAGUUACGGGACUUUGGGAUAAGGGAAGCGAUUUGACCGCUUGUAAGGAGAUCUUCAGGGUUUCCUUGAACCUCCGCCAAAAACUCUUCAGUCUCAUGUACACCUCGAAAUACAAAGAAGAGGACCAAGCGAAAGAUGAAAAAGAGCAUAAGGAAGACGCGAAAGCGUUCUCGGAAGACAAAGAAAAGGAAGAAGGGAGCGGUACCGAGGCCCUAGACGAGAUUGACUUCAUAAUUUACUUGCAUAAGGUGCUGCGCCGGUGUCUCUUUUUAUUAAUUUUCGUAAGAGGCAAAAAAAUUACUCUAUCCGCCAAGGAGACGGAAUCUGACGAGGAAAUCGCCAGUGAGAAGCCUUACGUGGAGUUUUACCAGGCGACUAGUGACCCCUUUUUGAGUGAACUACGUCACGUCGCCACCCUUUGUGUGAAUUACGUUAUCAGCGACAAUCAGGAUAGAGGCAGCCACGGAUACAGCGUCGGGGAAAACGGAUGGUGCAACGAACCUGUAACCCUCCUAAAAGCCCUCCUGGACCAGAAAAAACGUGCGGAAAGUCGCCACGAGGGCUUCGAAAAACUUCUAUCCCAUUUAGUGAACAAAGAGUCCAGCAUUACUGUCCUGAACUGUAUCCAGCAGCAGUUGCUCGAAGGCUGUUUUGGCCUGUGCCACAUCGAUCGGCAAGAAUCCUGCACUCCCUUUCAUCAUUAUCUCGACGGAGUACAAAGUGCGCCCGUUGAAAUCCAAGAGAAAAUCUGCACGGUCGUACAAGGGAUUUACAACUUUCUAACUGCCACCCUUAAGAAACAAGUCGCCGCCAAUGCGAUUAAUAGACCGAUUUUGUUGGUGACGGUGUUUUGUUUGAGCACAAGGUAUCAGCCGAACGAUCUCAAUAUGGUGAUCAAUAACGAUUUGGUGCAGAAUUUGAUGCAGUUGGUAAAGAUUGUAAACCUGGCCACCGUACCGUUCUUUACAGUCGUCCAAAACGACAUGCUAAGCAUCUCCUCACUGCGUCUGAUCCACAUCUUGGGCGUCUCGUGUUGCAUCCACUCGAAAAAACUGGACAUAAUCCCCUCGGAAAUCAUCCUGAACGUCCUCCACGACCAAUUCCUUAAAGUAACCAAGAUCCACGAGGAGUGCUGCCAGUCGUUCGACGGGAACGUACCCAAGGCAUGCGACGACCGUCAAAUGUCCGAUUUCCUGUUAUUUUUACGGGUGAUCGCGUCCAGCGGACACUUCCAGCGCCUCCUGGUGACCAAGAGGUGGAUGUGGGAUCUGCUUGGGAUCCUGGACAGUUCGAUCUACAGCCUGUGCUACGAGAGCCAAAUCAAAAUUCUCAAGUCGAAACUGUUGAUAGUGCAAAUUUUGCAAGUGGCCCUGCCUGGAUUGAAGCCGGCGCAUAUCGAUGACGCCCUCAGGAGGUGCGUCGUGUCGAAACUGUUCUCUCAAUUGGGCACGGAGAUGUGGGCCGAAGUGGGGCCGAAUGUACAGAGCGAGAGCGUGAAGUUUUUUAUCGGUGAGGAGUAUAUUCCGACCAAGGAUUUUAAUGAGGAAAACGUGCCUGUACACAAUAUGGGUUUUGAUCCUGACAAGUGUUUUAAGUGCACGAUUGAGGGUAGCUUAACGUUGGUACAUGCUCCAGGAGGUCGCGGCUACGGUUUAGGCCUGCAACCCAUAAAAACCGGUUGUUACCAAUGGAAAAUGCUCAUAGUUAAAGAAAACAGAGGCAAUGAGGGAACUUGCAUCGGAGUAUCGAAAUACCCAGUGCGAGACUUUAGCCAUCGAUCAACCAGUGACAUGUGGCUGUACAGAGCUUACAGCGGCUGCCUGUAUUAUAACGGUGAGCGCGACCAUUCGUUUCCAAGUUACACUCAGGGCGAUUACAUCACCGUUAUUUUGGAUAUGGAUGCCAAAACUUUAAGUUUUGGUAAAAAUGGAGACGAACCGAGGGUGGCCUUUGAAAAUAUCGAUGCGACCGAGCUGUACCCUUGCGUCAUGUUUUACAGUUCUAAUCCCGGGGAGAAAGUAAAAAUUACCGACAUGAAAGUGUACGGCACUCAUAGGGAUGUGCUUCCCGGAGAGCCCAAUUUGGCACCUUUGCAUGCUGUUUUGGUGGAAUCUUACGUCGGCCUGAUAAGAAAAUUACACAACUCGUCUGCAUGGACUGCCGAUGUAAAUUCCGCACUGAAACAGCGUCUAAACAGCAUCGAAGAAUUUCUCCCUACUAUAGACACACAUAACAUGGACGACGCCUCCUCUGACCAAUUGGACGAACUUAAGACUGACGUUGACGUCAAUUUGGAGGAGUUGUGUCACGUGGUGUGGCCUGCGUUGACCGUCAUAGGCGGCCUGGACAGAGGUUUUAAAAUGGGCGGUUUUUGUAAACACAAGGUGACAGGCAAACGGGCGAUUGUCCUCGGUGUAUUGAAAAAAGGGGUAACAACGGUUAAUGUGCAAUGGGAGCACGACUAUGGCGUCUCGGAUGUGGCCAUUAGCAAUUUGGAGCCGAUGGAACCCGAGCCGUUUAAUACGAGCAAAUUUGCCGGUCUUACAACCGCCAUUCUCCAUCAACUGACGAGACUAUCGGGUCUAACCGAUGAACUUCCGUUUCCCAUGCCUGACGAAGAAGAGAUGUUACUCUUGACACGUAAAAAAUCCAACGUUGGAGACACUGUACAACAUUCAAACUCUGAUUCUCAAUUGAACAAUGGAAGAGGAGCUCGACAGGACUCUCCGAGAACCGUGGAGCAUCUCACCGACGAACUGGUGUCGAAUAUCAUGAACGAAGUGACGAGAAUCGCGAGUAGCAGAAGCGAAACCGUUUUAAGGGACGAACCGAACGCGGACGCGAUGAAGAAAAUCCUGGAGGUGGACGUGAGGGAGGACGAGGAACAGUCGAUGUUGGAGAGGAAAUGCGCCGCGGUAGAAGAGAAGUUUGUUAAGUUGGCGUUUAUCCAGUUUUCUGCUUUGAAGACGAUGGCCGCCUUCCUGAUGACGUCCACCUUCACCGAACUAUUCCUGAUAAACAACCAAAAAUCGGCCGAGGAGACGGACUGUAUCCGCGAAAUCAUGUAUUACAUCGUCGAAAAAAGCACCGAACAGUGUAAACUGAAAAACAUCAUCAGUUUGGCGGACACCGAACGCGCCAUGACGGUCCUCCACAUGAACCACUUGAAAAAUAAGGGAAAAUGCGACCCGGACAACGCGAACACGCCGAUGUUCGAGAGCAUGUUAAGUCCGGGAAACGAAUCGACUAAUAGGGGUAGCGAGAGUUCGGUUAAUCAACCCGGAUGUAGUACCUCCACCCAAGAAAUGCCCACGAUAAGUCGGGGAUUGAAGAGGCACAGAUUGAGACUGAUGCCUCCACCUUCGGCGCUCACUAUUCAGGCCUCGGGGCAGUUCGGAGGUGGCCGAACGGUUUCUUCGGGGUCUAGUCCGAACACGGCCAAUCCUAGCAGACACAACAUAUUCAACUCGAGCGAAUCGGAAGAUAACGUAUGGCACGUCCGGAACCGUGCAGAAUCCCCACCACCGCCAGCAGUAGCUUUUCCCUUAUUAGAAAUGGGAUUUACCCUGAAACACAUCUCCAAAGCCCUAAAAGAAACCAAAAGUACCGGCGAGGUAAGUGCCAGAUCAAUUAACGUGCUGGCCACCUGGAUGUGCGAGCAUCCCUACCUGGAAACUAGGGUGGAACAAACGCCAACCGGUAACGCCAUAUCGCUAAGGGACUUGUGGAAUUCCACGUGCGAUUUGGUCGAGAGACAGAACAACCACCUUGAAUGGUUUCAAGAGGUCGAAUUUAUUCAUCGCAGGGGUUUAGGACCGAGGAGUAGACUGGCGCAGAAGAUCAGAGGUUUCUCGGAGAGGGGCCACGAGUUAGUGGGUGGCGAUAGACCGGGCAAAUUUAGGAAGUUCAUGUUCUUUGAGAGGGGUGAGGCGCGUGAUCCGUCUACUUUGAGGGGCGCAUCUGCCGUUACGAUUAACGCCUCGGAGGAAUCAUCUAGUACGCAAGACAAUUUAGGCUCUUCCAGUUCUAACGACCCGAACACAGAUAAACCAUCCGGAAACGUGGACGUAUCCGAGCAAUGCGGCAUGUGUCCCUACUGCGUGAAAUGCACUUUUCUGGUCACUCACAUGAUGCAGUACCAUCCCGGAUGCGGUACGAUAUGCGGCAACGGGGUCUGCGGUUAUGUAUCCGACAAGUUUUACAUAAUAUGCCCUAAAUGCCACGGCAUGUACUUAAACAAGAAAAAAACGGAAAAUUAUCUGUCCCAGCAGUGUCCCAACAUAAUCAUCGAUAGAGACGAUAAUACCGAGGCGGACAUGCAAAGUUUUCCGUUUUCGGUGCCGAUUUGUGACGACGUCGACCAAAUUAAAGGGUUUUUAGGUAUGUCAGACGAGGAGUUCCAGAUCAAAACAAUCGAUUUUCAAGGGAACGACCCCUUGGGAACCGCGGCGGUACCGAAGGUGCCGCAAGAGACCGAGCGGGCCGAUAAUGCGAAAUCGAAAUCGAUCGGGGCGCAAGCGAUGAUGUUAAAUACCCCGUUGCAACGCACUUUAGGGUUAGAGGAUCUUACUGCGUCUAUUAAGAUUUUACUUUGCAGACAAAUAGUCCUAAAUGUUCUCUCGCUCCUCUCGAUGUCCACCAACUACGUGAACCUCCUUUCCUGCCUCGAAUUGAUCGGUUUAGGGGACAUCAAUAAAGUCGUCCGCCUAAUGACCCUAACGGCCAUGAACCGAGUCGAGGUUGACCGCCUACAAAACUCCCCGGAAUUCACCAACUUCCGUCUGUCGAAGGAUUUCACCCAAUUGACGACCAGUUUACCGACGGCCGCCAACUCUUGCCUGAAGUAUUUGAGCGUCAGCAUCGCCGCCCUGUCGCAAAACGAGGUCGAAGCCUCCAACUUGGUGAUUAACAUUUGCACCAAGGAUUUACUGAUGUCCGCUUUUGGGGUGGCCGUACCUAAACCGGGUUUUGCCGUCACUCAAGCCCUAGUGAACAUCUUAUCCACCCACGGUGGUUGUUCCUUACUGGAUCUACCAAAAGAAGAAAUUUGCUUAAAUUCUUCGCCCGAGAGACAAGGGGUCAAUCCGUUAACUUUGGCGAAUGCUUUGUCUGCUUACAUUUUGUCCAAUAGGGUGAAUAAACAAGAUAAAGAAUGGGCGGCCCAGCAACUCUUUAAAUGUAUAGCGACCAAAGUGCAAAUUAUGUCCGGGUCUAGUUUGGAACAAGUUAAUUUCGCCGAUCUGUCUGGUACGAUGCCCAAGCAGGAGGUGGUUUUAUUAGAAGGGCAUGAUAAUAGAGUAAGUACCUUGGCGUGGGACGAGAACAGUUGCACAUUAGCCUCGGCUGGUUACGACGGUACCGUAAGGCUAUGGAACAUGGAACCGGAUAAACCACCCAGUUUGGAUUCGACUUUGGUGUUCCGCUUGAAUGUCAAUACGUUCGGGAACGAUUUACAAGGCAAACUGAUUGGUCAUCUGCGGUGGUCUUCGACAGGGGACUACUUGGCCGCUUCCCUUGACAACGUCGUCAAUAUUUGGCCAAUUAAGCGUCAAAUUGACCAUGCGCAGGGCUACGAGUGGUUUAUCGAACCCCAGCAGGAGUUUAUCACUGUGAUCUGCUGGCCCAAUAAGAAGAACGAGGAGACAGUUAAUACGGAGCAUUUGCUCGUUGGGAAGAUUGAUGGUACCGUAUCAGUCCUAUUAAUAAACAAAGAGACAAACAAAAUCGAGACUCUAAUGAACUUUUCGGUACCACACCCGGUGGUUCACCUGGAUUGGCACCGGGACAAUCAACAUUUCGCGGUCGGAUACGUAGAUGGUACCGUGAAACUGGGCGAAUUGAAUUGUCGUGCUGGAUUUAUCACUGUGCAGGCGCACGAAAGCUGUGUAACCGCGACGUCUUGGGAUCCGAGAGGUAUUUUGUUGGCUUCAAUAUCAACGGAUCUAACCUGUAAACUAUGGAAAAUUUCGGAAAAUAACUUGAUUUUGAUGCAUACAAUUGGGCUGGCACACGAACCCACUAGUAUAACCUGGUCCCCUGUUGUAGGCAAGGGCUCUUCGCCUUUAUUGUUAGCUUUGGGCACCAAUUAUGGAACUGUUAAUGUUUGGAGGAUUCCCGAUGAAAAAAACGUUAAAAAUGAGGUCCCGAAUCUUAUAUUUUCCUCCCAAGGACAUUCGUAUAAUGCUGUCACCAGUUUGGCUAUUGACUCUAGUGGGCUGUUACUUGCCAGUGGAUGUCUUAAAGGUCCUAGCGGCGUAGUGAACAUCUGGUCCCUCCACGACGGUACCCUGAUCUACACCUGCACGGGCCCAGGCGGUGUGAACACAAACGGCCUAAAAUGGAUCGACUUUAACGGGCAACUGGCCGUCGCUUUUUCCCGAUCUAAAGCCGUGCAUUUAAUACUCUACACCGUAGACGAUUUAACGAAAAACCUCCCUCUGGCCACCGUACGGUGCGCGUUACUAAAAAAAGGCGUCAGAGGCAUCAAGAAUUUACCGUUUUUCAAACAUUUCGCCACCUUGCUACCGAAACUGUUACUCGACCAGUAUAAUUGUGAAAAAUUACACGUGUCCACCGGCACUCAGCUAAUGCACAGCGCAUAUUUGAAGAGUCUCGCCUCGCUGGCCAUCAUUUUAGAUUUGGACAAGGUGGUGUGCUAUAAAUACACCCCUUUUAACGAUAGUAAAGAAAUUGAGAUCGUGCAGGAGUACCACUGGUUGCAUACGUUCAGUUUGGGUGCUCAAAUGGCAGAGAGCCUUCUCAAGAGGACUGAACUGCCGGGAGACGUUGUGAAUCUCAGUCAACUGGUAGACGAGGAGUUUAUACCGUCGGUGGUGCCGGAUGUCUUUUGGACCAUAGAGCAGGACAAGCAAAUUAUGCAAUGGGCAUCGCAGCGACCUCAGGAUUGGGAAAUUGGCGGUAAAUGCAAGGCUUAUUUGUGGGGUUCAGAUCGUCACGGUCAACUGGCCGAGCUCGGAUUCAGCGCCACCGCCCCCCUAUUGGUCAACUCAUUCUCCAUAGCGCGAAAAAUCAUAUGCGGUCAAAAUUGUACUUUUGUACUGUUGACCAACGGUACCGUAAUGGCUUGCGGUGAGGGCAGUUACGGCCGAUUGGGUCAAGGUAACUCGGACGAUCUACACUCCCUCAGUGUGAUUUCGAGCCUUCAAGGGUUCGUAAUCACCGAUUUAGCGACGUCGGUGGGCUCGGACGGGCAUAGUUUGGCUUUGGCGGAAAGUGGCGAAGUGUUUUCGUGGGGCGACGGCGAUUAUGGCAAAUUGGGACACGGAAACAGCGACAGGCAACGGAGACCCAGGCAAAUUGAAGCCUUGCAAAAUGAGGAAGUUAUACAGGUGGCUUGUGGAUUCAAACAUAGCGCGGUGGUAACAAGCGAUGGAAAACUAUUUACCUUCGGAAACGGUGAUUACGGACGUCUCGGCUUGGGUUCGACCUCGAAUAAGAAACUUCCUGAAAGGGUUCAUGCCUUGGAAGGAUACAAAAUUGGACAAGUGGCCUGCGGACUUAAUCAUACCGCCUGCGUGUCUCAGGACGGCAUGGACGUAUGGACUUUUGGCGAAGGAGACUACGGAAAAUUAGGUUUGGGUCAUACGACAACCAAAUCCAUACCGCAAAAGGUGGAAUCGCUUUGCGGUAUAGGUAUUAAAAAAGUCGGAUGCGGCACCAAUUUGACGGUGUUUCUGACUAGGGAGGGCAAGUUGUUCGUCUGCGGAAUCGAUAGGGUUCCUUGGUAUACUUUGGCCAGAGACAGAGCCUCUUACCUGCCACACCAGUUAAGCACAUUAGAAGAGUAUUUUAUUGAGGAUUUUGCUAUAGGAACUGAACACGUGCUCAUAUUGAGCCAAUGUGGAAAGGUUUUCGGUUGGGGUAUGAACACGGAGGGACAAUGCGGUUUGCCAUUUGUUUCCCUAGUCCGUGAACCGGAAGUGAUUAGCGUGCUCUCUAACAAAGGGAUUAAGCAGAUUUCUACUGGUAGGACGCACAGUGCGGCCUGGACGGCCACCCCAUUGCCGAAACGAAUACCGGGUGUCACGCAAAGCUUGACUUUCGGCUUACCCAGCGAAAUACCACCCCAAUACGAUCAUUUAGUGGGGCUACCUAUUGAAUCUAUUCAAGCCAGACUGAAAUUUCUCUACAAUUUCUCGGAUAAGUUGUAUUCUUGUUGGACCUUUAUGCCCUUAAGUGCUCAACAGCAGGAAUUCAACGUGCCUCCCCUCGAAGGCCUGAUUUCGCCGAAAUUGCGCCCUCUCUUUGCACCCAGGGUGUACACGUUGCCUUUCGUACGAUGCAUCGGUAAAACGAUGGUGCAAGGCAAGAAUUACGGACCUCCCAUAGUCGUACGCAGAAUAUCACAAGAGGGUCGUAAAGUGAAGCCGAUAUUUCUACAAAUCGCUAAGCAAGUGGUGGAUAUUAACCCUCAAGACUUAAGGUUACCUUCUAGGGCGUGGAAAGUGAAACUGGUGGGCGAAGGUGCCGAUGACGCCGGCGGGGUCUUUGACGAUACGAUAACGGAAAUGUGCCAAGAAAUCACCAGUAAUGCGGUUCCCUUGCUGGUACCAACCCCUAACGCCCGCAACGAGGAGGGUUUCAAUAGAGACAAGUACCUACUGAACCCCCAAUUAACGUCGGUUCAGCACCUCAGUUGGUUCAAGUUCGUAGGCAUCCUGUUUGGGGUGGCAAUAAGAACGAAAAAACCGCUAGCGAUCCCCCUGGCGCCUCUGAUAUGGAAACUAAUAGUGGGCGAAUCGGUCGCCGUCGAAGAUUUAGAAGAUACCGAUUCGAUGUACGUGCAAACGUUGCGCAGCAUUCGGGACAUUGAUAAGUCGGGCGUGACUGCCGAUUAUUUCUCUGAGGUGAUUCCGUUGCAGGUGUUCGAGGGCCAGAGUUGCACCGGAAAGAUCGUACCAAUUACCCACGGAGGCAAAAACAUCCCUUUAACCUUCGCCAACAGGGCACAAUACUACGAACAAGCGGUAAAAUACCGUUUGCAAGAAUUCGACCUCCAGGUGGCUGCAAUAAGAGAAGGAAUGUCAGGCAUCAUCCCUGUACCGCUCUUAUCUCUGACUACUUCGGAACACUUGGAACAACUGGUUUGCGGCAUGUCACAUAUAUCUAUCAGUGCUCUUAGGAAGAUCGUUCGGUAUAGGGAGCUAGACGAGAAUCACCAAUUGGUCAAAUGGCUGUGGAACAUUUUGGAAAGUUUUACCGAUAGCGAGAGGGUGCUGUUCAUGAGAUUUGUAUCGGGGAGGUCCAGGUUGCCUGCUAAUUUGGCAGAUUUAUCCCAAAGAUUCCAAGUUAUGAAGGUGGACAAAGCAAUAAACGGUCUUCCAACGGCGCAAACUUGCUUCUUCCAAUUGAGACUGCCACCGUAUUCCAGUCAAGAAGUGAUGGCGGAAAAGUUGCGAUACUCAAUCAAUAAUUGCCGGUCGAUCGAUAUGGACAAUUAUAUGCUUGCCAGAAACACUGAGCAAGAGAGCAUGUCCGAGGAAGAUUGGUCUCACGGAAGUUAAUGUUAGGGAAUUUUUUAUACCGAAAAGGCUGCUCUAAAUAUAAACUAUAUAUAUUUUUUUCUGUUAAGUUACCUGUGUAUUUAUUAAUAAAAUGCGUUAAAUAAAAUUAA